This is a messenger RNA of Zerene cesonia (dogface butterfly), 1073 nucleotides long. Its product is annotated as zinc carboxypeptidase A 1-like. The record is from RefSeq and is a predicted model, not a curated record. The transcript has 6 exons. Gene Ontology annotation, molecular function: metallocarboxypeptidase activity; zinc ion binding. Gene Ontology annotation, biological process: proteolysis. Lineage: Eukaryota; Metazoa; Arthropoda; Insecta; Lepidoptera; Pieridae. The coding region runs from base 69 to 1067 and encodes 332 amino acids.
AGCUUAAAAGGGUGGUGUUGCAUUGUGCAUAUGCGACUUCCUUGGGCCGGCACGAGUAGUCAGUAGCCAUGGAGUCGUGGUUAAGAGCGCUCGUUCUUGUGGCGGCCGCAGCGGCUGUACUGGGCACACCGCUAGUCAACGAUCUUGAACCAGGAAAAGAAUGGCCUGAACUUUUUUCUGUUAAACAACCAAGUGAACCUGAUGAACCAGUGUUUGUUGAACGUAUAGAUGUGGAAACCACCGAAGACCCGGUUAACGCAAAUACUGAUGAGUUAGCGGCAAAAAAUGUUGAUGAGAUUAAAGAAGAAAUCCCAAAAAUCAUACAAAGAGCUGCGGCCGAUGACAAAGAUGACAAAGUAGAUUAUACUGGAGCUCAAGUAUGGAAAGUUUCAACAGAAAAUAGCGGCGUGCGCCUCAUACUUGGAAGACUACGAAGAAGGAAUUUGAUUGCAACAUGGUCUGGAAACCACUCAUACGUCGACGUUCUCGUCAAAUCUAACGCAGUUGAAAACGUCACAAAAGUAUUCCAAAGAGAAAACAUCGAUUUUAGUGUUGUCAUCGAUGAUCUCCAAAAAAGAAUUAACGAAGAGAACCCUCCUCUUGACCAAAAUGAAAUUGAACUUCAAGACAGAAGAGGUCAUCGCAUGACGUGGAAGCAGUACCACAGAAUUGAAGACAUUCACGGCUUUUUGGAUUAUUUGGCAAAGACUUAUCCUGCUAUCGUCAGUGUAAAAUCUAUUGGAAAAUCGUACGAAGGCAGAGAUCUCAAGGUUCUUCGCAUAUCAAAUGGACAAAAAACAAAUAAAGCCGUAUUUAUAGAUGGUGGUAUACAUGCUAGAGAAUGGAUAAGUCCGGCUACAGUGACGUUUCUUAUAAACCAAAUUGCAGAAAACUUCGAUGAGGAAUCUGACGAAAUUAAGAAUAUCGAUUGGUACUUCUUGCCAGUAGUGAAUCCAGAUGGCUAUGAAUACACACAUAAAGCUGAUCGCCUGUGGCGAAAGAAUAGGAAACCAACAAUUGGCACCAGACAAUGUGUCGGUACUGAUCUCAAUAGAAAUUUCGGGUAAGCAUUU